Molecule: messenger RNA, 3484 nt
Organism: Monopterus albus (swamp eel)
Lineage: Eukaryota; Metazoa; Chordata; Actinopteri; Synbranchiformes; Synbranchidae
Gene: clcn6
Product: chloride channel 6
Exons: 23
Coding region: 169-2760 (863 amino acids)
Biological process (GO): chloride transport; transmembrane transport
Cellular component (GO): intracellular membrane-bounded organelle; lysosomal membrane
Molecular function (GO): voltage-gated chloride channel activity
Source: RefSeq, a predicted model, not a curated record
AUUGAGUUUAGAACACAGCUAUAGUGUGUAACUUUUAUUUGCUGUAGAACCCGCUGUCCAGUGUUCUCUUUACUAGUGCACUUUUCAGGGUCUUUCAGAGGUUUAAAGUUUUAGACUCUUGGACGAAUUUGCCAAAGGCUUUAAACGCAGCAUGACACAACAGCGAAGAUGGCGUGUUGUGGGAACUGUUUGUGUUGCCAAUGUUGCUGCAGAGAAGGAGAAACACGGACACCAGAAGAACUGACAAUUCUUGGGGAAAUCCGAGAUGAAGAAGAUGAGAUUCUACCCAGGAAAGACUAUGAGAGCUUGGAUUAUGACCGCUGCAUCAAUGAGCCCUAUGUGGAGGUUCUGGAGGGGAUGGACAACAAGAAAGCCAAAAAGUAUGAAGCGGUACGGUGGAUGAUGGUGUUCGCUAUUGGAGUCACAGUGGGUCUGGUGGGCCUGUUUGUGGAUUCCUUUGUACGCCUCUUCACCACAAUCAAAUUUUCUCUGGUUGGUGAUUCUGUAGAGAAGUGCAGCAACAAAGGCUGUCUGUCUCUGUCUCUGCUGGAGCUCCUGGCAUUUAACAUGACCUUCGUGUUCAUCGCCAGUGUGCUCGUCCUCAUUGAGCCGGUAGCUGCAGGUUCAGGGAUCCCAGAAAUUAAAAGUUACUUGAAUGGAGUGAAGAUUCCUGGGAUUGUGCGUCUGCGUACUUUUCUCUGCAAGGCUGCUGGAGUCCUGUUCAGUGUGUCUGGAGGUCUGUUUGUGGGGAAAGAAGGUCCGAUGAUACACAGCGGAGCGAUUGUGGGAGCUGGCCUUCCUCAGUUUCAGAGCAUCACUUUCAAGAGGAUCAAAUUUGAUUUCCCUUAUUUCCGCAGUGACAGAGACAAGCGAGACUUUGUGUCAGCGGGUGCUGCUGCCGCUGGAGUAGCUGCUGCGUUUGGAGCUCCUAUAGGUGGCACCCUCUUCAGUCUGGAGGAGGGCUCCUCUUUUUGGAACCAGGCCCUCACUUGGAAAGUGCUCUUCUGUUCCAUGUCGUCCACUUUCACCCUCAACUUCUUCCGUUCAGGGAUCAACUUCAACAAGUGGGGCUCCUUCCAGCUACCUGGUCUGCUCAACUUUGGAGAGUUCAAGUGUCAAGAUGGAGAUAAGAACUGCCAUCUGUGGACAGCAGUGGACCUGGCCUUCUUUGUCCUGAUGGGGGUGGUCGGGGGCCUGCUGGGGGCGCUCUUCAACUGCAUGAACAGGAGCCUGGCCAAGUAUCGCAUCAGACACAUCCACCCCAAGGCCAAGUUUGUCAGAGUUCUAGAGAGUCUGCUGGUUGCCAUGGUGACAACAGUGGUCAUAUUUGCAGCUUCCAUGUUGUUGGGCGAAUGUCGUGAACUGUCUUCACCCACAACCUAUAACACCACGGUGUCCAGCAGUGAGGACAUCAACUCGACCAUCCGUCAGUUCUUCUGCACCAACAAGACCUACAAUGACAUGGCCACGCUGUUCUUCAACCCACAGGAAGCUGCCAUCCACCAGCUCUUCCACCAGGACGGUACCUUCAGCCCGGUGACUCUGUCAGUGUUCUUCCUGCUGUACUUCCUGUUGGCCUGUUGGACCUACGGCGUGUCUGUACCCAGCGGCCUGUUUGUGCCCUCAUUGCUCUGUGGGGCGGCGUUUGGACGUCUGGUUGCCAACAUCCUCAAAGUGAAACUGGGUCUGCACAUCUACUCGGGGACCUUUGCGCUCAUCGGAGCCGCCGCCUUCCUUGGAGGCGUGGUCCGAAUGACCAUCAGUCUGACUGUCAUCCUCAUUGAAUCCACCAAUGAAAUCACAUACGGGCUGCCCAUCAUGAUCACUCUAAUGGUUGCUAAGUGGACCGGAGAUUUCUUCAACAAGGGCAUCUAUGACAUCCACAUCGAGCUGAGAGGAGUGCCACUGCUGGACUGGGACACCGAAGUUGAGAUGGACAAGCUGACAGCCAGUGAUAUCAUGGAGACCAACCUGACCUACGUGUACCCUCACACCCGUGUCCAGUCUCUGGUCAGCAUCCUGCGCACCACUGUCUACCACGCCUUCCCCGUGGUCACUGAAAACCGGCAGAAUGAGCAGGACUUCAUGAAGGGGAACAUCCUGGUCAGCAACAACAUCCGCUUCAAGAAAUCCAGUGUUGUGUCCCGGGCGGGGGAACAGCGGCGGCGCUGCCAGUCCAUGAAGUCGUACCCUUCCAGCGAGCUGAGGAAUGUUUGUGAUGAGCAGAACGCCGUGGUAGAGCCCGCAGAGGAGGGCGAGGACAUGCUGCAGCAGAUGCUGGAGAGGAGGCACGCUCCCUACCCCAACCUGUACCCGGAUCAGUCUCCCAGUGAGGAGUGGACUAUGGAGGAGCGUUUCAGACCGCUCACCUUCCACGGCAUCAUCCUGCGCUCCCAGCUGGUCAACCUGCUCAUCAGAGGGGUCUGCUACGCUGAGAACCAGUCGAGUGCCUCUCAGCCCAGACUGAACUAUGCAGAGAUGACUGAAGAUUACCCACGUUACCCUGACAUCCAUGACCUGGACCUCGCGCUCCUCAACCCGCGCAUGAUAGUGGAUGUCACCACCUACAUGAACCCAUGUCCCUACACAGUGUCACCCAACACCCGCAUCUCCCAGGUAUUCGGCCUGUUCAGGACCAUGGGUCUGCGACACUUACCAGUGGUCAACGCUGUCGGGGAAAUUGUUGGAAUAAUCACAAGACAUAAUUUAACCCAUGAGUUCCUUGGUGCCAAACUACGACAGCACUACAUCACUGUUUGACCACACUCAGGACGUCCUGUCAUCCUCGCAACCCAAACUCUCUUCAGUGUGGUCCGUUCCCAACAACAUGCAGGCAUUCCCAGACAAACCCCGGACAUUCACAGCCGUGCACACAUUCCCUGUGGCCCGGUGGGGAGCAAGUCACUCCCUUCUGUUGUUUCUUCACUCAAGUCGUACAUUUUCAGUGUUGAGUAACUGCCAGCUUUGCUCCCGCCUGGACUCGGAUUUAUUGGCUUCAGUGGCGGGACUGGACACGUGCACUGUCGGUGGGACUGGACACGUGCACUGUAGGUGGAACAGAGUCUGACAUGUUGCUUUGUAUAGAAGAAGUUUAAAAAGUGACAAAUAGCCACCAAAGGAUCCAUACUGAUGGCUGAUGAGUACGGUUACCAUCAAAUUAGCCAAUUUAGUUUUGAUUCAUUAACAUAAUUGGGGAAGCUAAUAAUUAAACAGGCUUAUUUUUUAAAGAUGAGGUAAGUAAGCUAGCUGUGCUAGCAGCAGCACACUCAAGUGUGGCGAUGGUCCCAACAGGAGUCACCUUCAUUUUUAGUUGUUUUAUUCUUUAUCAUCGUUGUCACUGUAGCAUUUAUGUUUGAUUGUUGUCUGUACAUUUUAAUUUACUGUGUAAGUAACUGGAAUUUACGCACUAGAAGCAGGUCGACGUCCCUUCACGGCCUGCAGUUUACUUAUUGACCACAUCAGUUCAUGUCAAGAUGGACGUACA